This is a messenger RNA of Malus domestica (apple), 1034 nucleotides long. Its product is annotated as GEM-like protein 4. Lineage: Eukaryota; Viridiplantae; Streptophyta; Magnoliopsida; Rosales; Rosaceae. The record is from RefSeq and is a predicted model, not a curated record.
ACAUAACGCUCACACAACCACAAGAAUCACCAAUUAAGCAUCCAUCCAUCUCCUCAUCACUUGUUCUUCUUCUUCUUCUUCUUCUUCUUCUUCUAAUUAACUUGCAGCCAAUCCUAGCAGAUACUUACUAAUCAUAAUCAAAUAUGAAGGCCUCACGUCAAGGACAAGUUAUCGGAAUUCCAAUGAACUCGGCAGCAGCCGCCGCAGCUGCGUAUUCGUUUAAGAGUGCAGAUCAUACUGCUGCUAUCCAAUAUCAUCAUAACAUUCCAGCAGCGGCUCCUAAUGAUCGUGAAAUCACUACUGGAUCUUCAAAGCUCAUCGGACAAAGCAGAGUGCAUUCAGUGCUUAACAGGAUGAACAAGCUUACCAAGAAGGCUGACAGUUUUGCCCAUGGAGUCAAAGAACACGUGAGACUGGGGUCCAAGAUCACAGAGACGGUGAAGUGGAAGCUGAGGCUGGGGGCUAAAAUUGUGAAAGUAGGAGGGACGUUAGAGAAGGUGUUUAAGCAUGCAUUCAGCGUCAACGCAGGAGAGAGGCUGCUCAAGGCAUCCCAGUGUUAUCUGUCGACCACGGCGGGUCCUAUGGCAGGCCUCCUCUUCAUCUCGACGGACAAGAUUGCGUUUUGCAGCGAGAGAUCGAUCAAACUGCCAUCGUCAGAUUCAGAGGGACAACAGCUGGUAAGAAGAGUCCACUACAAGGUGGUGAUCCCAGUGAACAAGAUCAACAGGGUCAACCAGAGCGAGAACGUGAAGAAGCCGUCGCAAAAGUACGUAGAAAUAGUUACUGUGGAUGACUUUGACUUCUGGUUUAUGGGGUUCUUGAAUUACCAGAAAACUUUGAAAUAUCUCCAGCAGGCUAUUAAUAUUCCAUCUCAAGCUUAAUUAAGUAAGUACAUGUGAUCAAGUUGUGAGUAAUUAUGCACAUUAAGCUAGGAGUACUGGAAGACGUGGAGGAGGAGCUCAAUACCAUUAAUUUACGGACAAUGUGUAUAUAUUUCUUUUUUAUUAAUGAGAAAAUUCUCUUUUCUUUGAAAA